Microthlaspi erraticum is the source of this 618-nucleotide messenger RNA. NCBI's taxonomy places the organism in Eukaryota, Viridiplantae, Streptophyta, Magnoliopsida, Brassicales, Brassicaceae. The record is from the annotation of a GenBank genome assembly.
AUGGCCUCAAUUUCGACAUGGUUCAGAUACAUGGCUCACAAGCUCGAGUAUUCCCUCGCUCUCAGUGUCAAGAGUCACAGGAGAGAAAAACUGAGUGACCGAGAACUCAUUCAAAUAGUGUGCAAGAAUCUAUUCCAUGGGAAAGUAACCUACUUACACUCAGACAAAGGACCUGAAAUGUCCCCAACCAUGGGAGCUCAUGAAAACACACUUCUUAUCCGUAAGAUACCAAUCGCUAACAGGAGGUUUGUAUUCAUUGGAGAUGCUGUGGUCUUAAAAGACCCAAACGAUUCUGAUAAGUAUCUGGUAAGAAGAUUAGCAGCUGUAGGAGGAACCGAAAUGGUAUCCGGUGAUGAAACAGAGGAGCCUUUUGUUCUCGAAAAGGAUCAGUGUUGGGUAACAGCUGAAAACCUUGAGCUCAAAGCUAAGGAAGCAUAUGAUAGUCGAACGUUUGGUCCAGUUUCAACAGCAGAUAUUGUUGGAAGAGCUAUAUAUUGUCUGAGAACAGCCGUAGAUCAUGGUCCCGUUCGAAACAGUCACGCUGCAAUGGGAAGAGAUUCUCCAAUCCUGGCAGUGGAAUUGGAUGUGGAGGAGAUGGCUGAAAACCACAAGGCAUAA